AUGAAUAGUACAACAAUUGGCAGGGACAUACUUGAGCACUUUAAUUUAGCCAUUAAAAAAUUCAAUAUUGAUAAAAAUAAAAUUUAUUCGAUUACAACUGAUGGUGCUCUUGCAUUAGUUGGUAAAAAUAACGGAUUUAUUUCUUUAUUUAAAGAAUCUGUUGAUUAUGAUAUACUCAACUACUAUUGCUUAUUUCAUCAACAUCAAUUAUGUGCUCAAAAGUUAAACAUGUAUCAGAUGAUGACAGAUCUUGUGAAAAUUAUGAAUUUUAUCAGACCUCGGGGUUCGAAUCAUCGUGAUUUCAAAGCAUACUUGGAAGAAGUUAGGAGUGAGUGUAACGACGUUAUUUAUUUUUCAAAAGUCAGAUGGCUCAGUAAAGCAGCAACUUUGAAAAGAUUUCGAUUAUUGUUAUCUGAAAUAAAAGAGUUCAUGCAAAGCAAAAAGCAAAACGUAGAUGUUUUUAGAAAACGAAGAAUGGUUGAAUGA
Molecule: messenger RNA, 486 nt
Organism: Centruroides sculpturatus (bark scorpion)
Lineage: Eukaryota; Metazoa; Arthropoda; Arachnida; Scorpiones; Buthidae
Product: general transcription factor II-I repeat domain-containing protein 2A-like
Exons: 1
Coding region: 1-486 (161 amino acids)
Source: RefSeq, a predicted model, not a curated record